Messenger RNA from Leguminivora glycinivorella, 2562 nucleotides. Its product is annotated as RYamide receptor-like. The coding region runs from base 160 to 2172 and encodes 670 amino acids. Gene Ontology annotation, biological process: neuropeptide signaling pathway. Gene Ontology annotation, cellular component: membrane. NCBI's taxonomy places the organism in Eukaryota, Metazoa, Arthropoda, Insecta, Lepidoptera, Tortricidae. Gene Ontology annotation, molecular function: neuropeptide Y receptor activity. The record is from RefSeq and is a predicted model, not a curated record. The transcript is spliced from 7 exons.
GCCUCGAACCGCGCCCGAACUUUGACGCGCUUAAACUAAUUUGCUACGAAAGCACAACAAUAGUGCCUAUGGAAGUGAAGUAAAGUGGACUGAAAAGUGAAGUUUAGUGCCAGUAGUCUUCUGGUAUCGGAGAGCUUCAAGGAUGUGAAAAACCACAUAAUGUAUGGCAUCAAUCAUACGGAAUAUGAAUAUGAAAAUUAUGAGCCGAGAAGAAACAAUGGAUUAGAUAAAAAUGUGUCAAUCGAAGAUAACUCUACAGUGUACGCGAAUGAGACAUGGCCGGGCUACGAGAUCUGGUGUUCAGCGAGCUCGUCGACGGGGGAUUUCCUGACGUCACCGCUGUUUCAAGCAUGUGUUUACUUUAUGUACUGCACAGUGUUUGUGGUGGCCCUCGUGGGCAACGGGCUAGUGUGUUUCGUAGUGCAAACGUCGCCGCGUAUGAAGACGGUGACGAACUACUUUAUAGUGAACUUAGCGGUGGGGGACAUUCUGAUGACACUGUUCUGCGUGCCGUUCUCGUUCGUGUCGAUGCUAGUGCUGCGCUACUGGCCGUUCGGCGGCGUCAUGUGCAAGGUGGUCAACUACUCGCAGGCCGUGUCCGUGCUCGUGUCCGCGUACACGCUGCUCGCCAUCUCCAUCGACCGCUACAUGGCGAUCAUGCGACCGCUUCGCCCACGCUUAGGGCGAGCUGCCGCCAAGCUCGUGGUGGCAGCCGUGUGGGGAGGGGCACUCGCCACGGCUGCUCCUAUACCUGUCGUAUCGACACUCCAAAGACCAACGGAGUGGUAUAAAACUUGUCAAGCGGACAUUUGCCUCGAACAGUGGGAACGGGUGGAGCAGAGUUCGCAGUACACGUGCGCGCUGCUGGCGCUGCAGUUCGCGCUGCCGCUGUGCGCGCUGGUGUGCACGUACGCGCGCAUCGCGCACGCCGUGUGGGGCGGCCGCCCGCCCGGCGAGGCGCAGAGCGCGCGCGACACGCGCAUGCAGCGCUCCAAGCGGAAGAUGAUCAAGAUGAUGGUGACGGUUGUAGCCGUGUUCACAAUCUGCUGGUUGCCACUAAACGUGUUCAUAUUGUUAUGGACGACGCACGAGAGCGACGCGGAGUGGGGCGCGUGGCCCGGAAUGCCGUACGUGUGGUUCGCGAGCCACUGGCUGGCCAUGAGCCACUCCUGCUACAACCCCAUCAUCUACUGCUACAUGAACGCGCGCUACCGCCGCGGGUUCAAACAGGUCUGCAUCUUGUAUUGUGGCACAGGUGUUGUGGAGGACGCGGAGUGGGGCGCGUGGCCCGGCAUGCCGUACGUGUGGUUCGCGAGCCACUGGCUGGCCAUGAGCCACUCCUGCUACAACCCCAUCAUCUACUGCUACAUGAACGCGCGCUACCGCCGCGGGUUCAAACAGGUCUGCAUCUUGUAUUGUGGCACAGGUGUUGUGGAGGACGCGGAGUGGGGCGCGUGGCCCGGCAUGCCGUACGUGUGGUUCGCGAGCCACUGGCUGGCCAUGAGCCACUCCUGCUACAACCCCAUCAUCUACUGCUACAUGAACGCGCGCUACCGCCGCGGGUUCAAACAGGUCUGCAUCUUGUAUUGUGGCACAGGUGUUGUGGAGGACGCGGAGUGGGGCGCGUGGCCCGGCAUGCCGUACGUGUGGUUCGCGAGCCACUGGCUGGCCAUGAGCCACUCCUGCUACAACCCCAUCAUCUACUGCUACAUGAACGCGCGCUACCGCCGCGGGUUCAAACAGGUCUGCAUCUUGUAUUGUGGCACAGGUGUUGUGGAGGACGCGGAGUGGGGCGCGUGGCCCGGCAUGCCGUACGUGUGGUUCGCGAGCCACUGGCUGGCCAUGAGCCACUCCUGCUACAACCCCAUCAUCUACUGCUACAUGAACGCGCGCUACCGCCGCGGGUUCAAACAGGCGCUAGCCGGUCUGCUGUGUAUGAAACUGGAAGUCACUCAGCGGUCCUGUCACCGAUCCAGUUUGUGUGACGGGUUACCAAUGUCUGAAAUGAUCGGCAUGAACGGCAUCACGCGUCGCGGGACCAUGACAAGCUGCGUUAGCCGGUUACAACGCGUGCCCACGUGCUCGUCGUGUACGUCCACGCGCCGCGCACCCGCCUCGCGGGCUGCGCCGCCACCGGUGCGCGCGCUCUCCGUGCGGACUCACUUCAACUAGAGUAACUAAACUUAGGAGGGGAACUGAAAGGUCAACUUUUGAAUAACGUGUCGCGGGACCUUGACAAAGUGCGUCAGCCGCUUACAGUGUGUGUCGUGCCUAUUUGGUGCCAACGUACACGACUGAUAAUAGAGAAUCAUAUUACGAAGAAAUCAGUUGACGUUAUCAUUGACAAUGACGUGCAACCGACGAGCACAGUCCUUUAGCUGCAGUUGUCCGGCUAAAAUAUACUGUAGGAUUGUGUAGUACAUGUACUAUAUAGUAUAAAAGACACGAUUCCCUGCACUGUACUAGACCGAACCACUCCCAAAGGAUUCUGAUCUCUAGUACAUUUAGUACACUCACACACGUGCAACAGAAUGGGAGCGGAAGGAGCGAAGAACCGAGGAG